AUGGACGAUACUGGAUUUUUCCAGGUAAUAAAUAUUAAUCAAGAGGAUGACUAUGAGCCAUUCUUGGAAACAUUUCGGCGCUGCACUCUUUGUUAUGACAAAUGUAAACCAGAUGAGUUUUGUGAACGCCGCAGAUUCCGAUCACCACCGGCAUAUGUGGAUGCUGCUUUCAUUUUGGAUAGUUCACAGAAAAUGAGUGGUGCCGAAUUUGAGAACGUGAAAAACUUCUUGAGCAGAGUACUUGAUAACUUUGACAUCUCCUCUGAGCCAGAGACCUCUUCCACAGGUGAUAGGGUGGCUGUGGUGAGCCAUGCUCCACCAGGUUUCAAACCCCGAAUGGGGCGGAACCCUGUAAAGAAAGAAUUUGACUUUGUCUCCUACAAGAAGAGACAGUCAAUGAAAAGACAUAUCCAAGAAUCUGUUCGACAGCUGAAUGGAGCAGCUGCUCUUGGCCAUGCCAUACAGUGGACAAUUGAUAAUGUUUUCUUAACUGCACCCCACUCCAGACAACACAAGGCUAUCAUUGUUAUAUCUGCUGGAGAAACAAGUCAGUGGGACAAAGACAUAUUAAAGAAGGCAUCUCUGAAAGCCAAGUGCCAAGGAUAUGCUCUGUUUGUAAUUUCAUUAGGACAGGUAUAUAACAACCUGGAACUGGAAGAGAUGGCUAGUAUUCCCCUGGAACAUCAUUUGAUUCAGCUGGGCAGAGUUCAUAAGCCUGAACUUGAAUACGUAGUGAGGUUUAUGAAACCAUUUGUGCAUCUCCUCAGGC
Messenger RNA from Terrapene triunguis (Three-toed box turtle), 769 nucleotides. Its product is annotated as collagen alpha-6(VI) chain-like. The record is from RefSeq and is a predicted model, not a curated record. Gene Ontology annotation, molecular function: extracellular matrix structural constituent conferring tensile strength. The annotation marks the transcript as partial. Gene Ontology annotation, biological process: extracellular matrix organization. NCBI's taxonomy places the organism in Eukaryota, Metazoa, Chordata, Testudines, Emydidae. The transcript has 2 exons.